Messenger RNA from Zingiber officinale, 2165 nucleotides. RefSeq lists its product as uncharacterized. NCBI's taxonomy places the organism in Eukaryota, Viridiplantae, Streptophyta, Magnoliopsida, Zingiberales, Zingiberaceae. Gene Ontology annotation, molecular function: protein binding. Bases 374 to 1531 code for a protein of 385 amino acids. The transcript has 4 exons. The record is from RefSeq and is a predicted model, not a curated record.
UCCCAUCGCAGCAGCUUCAAUUCUUAAUCGAAUUCUCAGUGCGCCACCAGCCGACCACUCCCUUCCAGCCUCCUCCAGAAUAAUUCCCCCAGAUCUACAUCUGUUUGGCUAAUUCCACCUAAUUUCUCUGCACGCAAAGUCAGUGAUUUGGCAGGUUGCUCGUUCUUGAAUUGAUUGAUACCCAGAUGAGAUCUAUGUCGGUUGAUGCUGUCGACUACCAAAUACGCAUUAUAGAUUUGAUAAAGCUGCACAAAUCAGAGCAUGUUUGAUUCCGCUCCUCCUUCCACGACAACAAGAAGCUGCGAUCUUUAACUUCCUCGUGUUCAUUGCCUCGCCAGUCAAGGUUUCUCGAACUUUUCCAAGGGAGCGAGUGAUGGAGGAGAGCGGCGGAUUGAUUGCAGAACAAGUAGCGGCGGCGGCGGCGGCGAGGACGCGGGCGGCGGUGAAGCAACUUCACUUCGGUGAGGGCGAGGAGACGAAGCUGGCGGCGGUGGCGGAGAUUAAGAAGGUGGUGGCUGGGGAUACACAAGAGAAGCGGCGAAUGGCGGCGCUAGGAGUCAUCCCGCCGAUGGUGGCGAUGGUGGCGGAGUUGAAGGAUGAGCAUCGCCGGAGGCUGGUGGUUGAAACGCUUGAGCAGUUAGCUCACGGCACAUUCAAGAACAAGGCACUCAUCGUGGAGGCCGGAUUGCUGGUCAAACUGGGAGGGCCCAAGGUCAACUCCUCUGAGCUCGAAAAGAACCAAUGUUUGGCUCCCCUGCUUUCGUCCCUCUCCUCCCUCGCGAAGACCGAAUUCCCAAUUGACGCGAGGCAAAUGCUGCCUUUUCUAAUCCAAAUCCUCGACUCUAAUGAAACUACAAAGCAAUCCAAGCUCGCUUGCGUGGCCGCGCUCUACAACCUCUCCACGAAGCUGGAGAACAUCAAAGCCAUCGUUUCCAGCGGCGCCGUCCACGAACUCCUCAAGUUAUCCCAGAACCGAGUCAUUGGCGGCGGCGGCGGCGCGGAGGGCGCUUUGUCGACGCUGAGCAACUUAAUGCUGAGCGAAACAGGCAAGCGAGCCAUCGCGGACGACCCGAUCGCCGUAGAAGCUCUAAUGGAGACGAUGGCGCGGGAGGACGAGCCCAAGUGCCAAGAGCUCGCCGCCUACUUGUUGAUGGUGGUGGCUCACCGGAGCAACGAGCAGAGGAGGCGGAUGGCGGAGUUGGGGAUAGUGCAGCUGGCCCUGGAGGUGGCGUUGUUGGGGUCUCCCCUGGCGCAGAAGAGGGCGCUCAAGAUGCUGCAGUGGUUCAAGAACGAGGGCAGGGAGCGGAUUCGAGGGCAUUCCGGGCCACAGCCGGAGGAGUUACUGAUUUCAGGGGACUCGUCGACUUGCGAGCGACAGCUGAGGGAGUGCAAGAAGGCAGUGAGGAGGAUGGUGAAGCAGAGUCUGGACAGGAAUAUGGAGGUGAUCACGAGGAGAGCUCAUGCGCCGGAGGGCUUCUCUCGUUUGAAGACUCUGGCGGCCACUUCCAGUUCCAAGAGCUUGCCUUGCUGAACACGAAUCGGCCCAAUAACAUUUGUGUGUUCUUGGGCUGGCACAGCAGAUUCCUGCCUUCACCUACUCCUCCUGCUGACAUGAAUUGGCAGAGCAGAGGAAGUGGCGAUGAUUGGCGACAAGUCCAUUAUUAAUCUUCGCCCACUUGCCAACACUCUCGAUGAUGUCCUUUUGUUCCUAUGCCUCUUCUCCUCGUUCCUGUUUCUAUCUGAUCUCACUCUGGAGCAGCAGCAGCUGGUAGCCUAUGCGAUCCAGCAAUGCGUUGACACAGGCAGAAAUAAGUAGCCGAAGCAGAUAGAAUUAAAGAGCUGGUUGCGAGUCUUUGUCACGGAAGAAUACGCAAACUAGGUUAGUAAGAAGCGAUAGUAUCAUUAUGGAAUCAUUGGUGGAAGAAAAGAUUUAGAAACGAGUUGCAUUAUUGUAUACACAUGGUGUGUUCAGUAUAGAAUGUGACAGGAGAUAUGAUGGUCGAUGAUUGAAGCAUGCCAUCGAAUGCUCACAUUGCACAGUAGAAUAUUAGCAGUAAGACAUCUCUUGGAAUCGAUUGCUGCCUAAUUUACAUCUGUUCUGAAGAACGCAUUCUUUAAUUUUUCUUCUCUUUUCUUUUUCAGUAAGAAAAUAUAUUGCAUCUGCA